CGGCGCGGCGGCGGAAAUGGCCGAGGGCCGGCGGUGGCGGCCAUGUUGGGAGCCGUUGGGUGCUGAGGAGGCGCGGGUGUGAGGCGGCGGCGGCGGCCGGGCCGGGCGGACUCGCCGCCCUCCUUCCCCCUUCUCCUCUCCCGUCCCCCUCCCCGGCCUCCCCCAUGCCCGUGGCCUGGCCUCCCCCCGCUCCCUGAGCGCGGCCCGGGGUUCCCUCUUUCCCCCCCCCCUUCCCCCUCCCCGCACACCGCCCGCCGCGGCUUCCCUCUAUCGCGAUAGUCGGCGGCGGGGGGGGGGGCCGCCAUGUCGAGCAGCGGUCGUAGCCCUCUACCUACUGUCAACGAGAGAGACGCGGAACAGCCGGGUCCCACGGAAGGGAAGGGCGGCGGGAAGGCCAACAUGCUGCGGGGCCGGAAUUCGGCCACCUCCGCCGAUGAGCAGCCCCACAUCGGCAAUUACCGUCUGCUGAAAACCAUCGGCAAGGGCAACUUCGCCAAGGUCAAGUUGGCCCGGCACGUCCUCACCGGCAAGGAGGUCGCCGUGAAAAUCAUCGACAAAACGCAGCUCAACUCCUCCAGCCUGCAGAAGCUCUUCCGGGAAGUGCGAAUAAUGAAGGUCCUGAACCACCCCAACAUAGUGAAGCUCUUUGAGGUGAUCGAGACGGAGAAGACGCUUUAUCUCGUCAUGGAGUACGCCAGCGGGGGUGAGGUUUUUGACUACCUGGUGGCCCACGGACGCAUGAAGGAGAAGGAGGCCCGGGCAAAGUUUCGACAGAUAGUGUCGGCUGUGCAGUACUGCCACCAGAAGUUCAUUGUCCACAGGGACUUGAAGGCGGAAAACCUGCUGCUGGAUGCGGACAUGAACAUCAAAAUCGCCGAUUUUGGCUUCAGCAACGAAUUCACUUUCGGGAACAAACUGGACACGUUUUGUGGGUCCCCUCCCUACGCCGCCCCCGAACUCUUCCAGGGGAAGAAAUACGACGGCCCCGAAGUCGACGUCUGGAGCUUGGGCGUCAUCCUCUACACGUUGGUCAGCGGUUCCUUACCCUUCGACGGGCAAAAUCUUAAGGAGUUGCGGGAGCGGGUGCUGCGGGGCAAGUACCGGAUCCCCUUCUACAUGUCCACCGACUGCGAGAACCUGCUGAAGAAGUUUCUCAUCCUUAAUCCUACCAAGAGGGGCACCUUGGAGCAAAUCAUGAAGGAUCGCUGGAUGAACGUGGGCCACGAGGACGACGAGCUGAAACCCUACAUGGAACCCGUGCCAGACUACAAGGACCCUCGGAGGACAGAGCUGAUGGUGUCCAUGGGGUACACGCGGGAGGAGAUCCAGGAGUCGCUGGUGGGACAGAAGUACAACGAGGUGAUGGCGACCUACCUGCUGCUGGACCACAAGAGCUCGGAGCUGGAGGACAGCCUGGCGCUGAAGCCGCGGGUGGCCCCCGACCUGGCCAACAGCUCGGGCCCCUCCCCGGCGCACAAGGUCCAGCGCAGCGUCUCCGCCAACCCCAAACGCCGCGUCAGCGACCAGGCCGGCCUCUCCAUCCCCACCUCGGCCUCCUACUCCAAGAAGACGCAAGCGGCCAACGCUGAGAACAAGCGAGGAGGAGGAGGAGGGGAGGAAGAGGGGGGGCGGCGGGCAGGCAGCACUGCCAAGGUGCCCCCCAGCCCCCUGCCUGGCCUGGAACGAGCCAAGGGCACCCCCUCACCUUCCACGAACAGCGUCCUCUCCACCGGCACCACGCGGAGCCGUAAUUCCCCGCUGCUGGACCGGGCCAGCCUGGGCCAGAGCUCCCUGCAGAACGGCAAGGACAGUGGGGUGCCCAGCCGGGUACCGGCGGCUUCUCCGUCAGCCCACAACGUCAGCCAAGGUCCCGGGGAACGACCCAGCUUCCCCCGGGGGGUUUCCAGCCGUAGCACCUUCCACGCCGGGCAAUUGCGACAGGCGCGCGACCAGGCCCCCCUCCCCUACGCUUUGCCCCCCGGUUUGCCCCCCGCUUCUCCCUCCGGCGCCAGCCAAGGUCGUCGAGGUCCCUCCGCCAGCCUCUUCAGCAAGUUCACUUCCAAGUUCGUCCGGAGAAAUCUGUCUUUCAGGUUUGCCAGAAGGAACCCCCACGAGCCCGAGAGCAAGGACCGGGUGGAGACGCUGAGACCCGCCGUCGGUCCGGAAAAAGAAACCCGCGAAGCCAGCGGUCGCGAAGCCAAACCUCGUUCUUUACGUUUUACCUGGAGCAUGAAAACGACGAGUUCUUUGGAACCGGGAGAAAUGUUACGGGAAAUCCGGAAAGUUCUGGACGCCAACAGUUGUCGUUGCGAACCGCAGGAGCGUUUCGUCCUCCUUUGCGCUCACGGAGCUCCGGGUCACGAUUCUUUCGUCCAGUGGGAAAUGGAAGUUUGUAAACUCCCGCGUCUUUCCCUCAACGGCGUCCGCUUCAAACGCAUCGCCGGGACCUCCAUGGCCUUCAAGAACAUCGCCUCGAAGGUGGCCAACGAGCUUAAGCUCUGAGGCGGUGACGAUGUCAUCGCGGACCGGCUUGGGGGUUGUUUUUUUCGGGGGUUUUUUUUGGUUUUUU
This is a messenger RNA of Grus americana (Whooping crane), 2569 nucleotides long. RefSeq names its product microtubule affinity regulating kinase 2 (gene MARK2). Lineage: Eukaryota; Metazoa; Chordata; Aves; Gruiformes; Gruidae. The coding region runs from base 304 to 2502 and encodes 732 amino acids. Gene Ontology annotation, cellular component: cytoplasm. The transcript is spliced from 18 exons. Gene Ontology annotation, molecular function: ATP binding; protein serine/threonine kinase activity; tau-protein kinase activity. Gene Ontology annotation, biological process: intracellular signal transduction; microtubule cytoskeleton organization; protein phosphorylation. The record is from RefSeq and is a predicted model, not a curated record.